Pseudocercospora fijiensis CIRAD86 is the source of this 1277-nucleotide messenger RNA. RefSeq lists its product as uncharacterized. The coding region runs from base 77 to 1156 and encodes 359 amino acids. Gene Ontology annotation, biological process: gluconeogenesis; glycolytic process. Gene Ontology annotation, cellular component: cytosol. The record is from RefSeq and is a predicted model, not a curated record. Gene Ontology annotation, molecular function: zinc ion binding; fructose-bisphosphate aldolase activity. Lineage: Eukaryota; Fungi; Ascomycota; Dothideomycetes; Mycosphaerellales; Mycosphaerellaceae. The transcript has 3 exons.
CACUGUCCAAGCCAUUACGGUGCUUUUCUCACAACUCAAUUCUCACCCAAAAAUUUCGAAGCAGACAGCCGCAAUCAUGGCCCAAUCCAUCCUCAAGGUCAAGUCUGGUGUCAUCUACGGCGAUGAUGUGAAGGCUCUCUUCAAGUACGCACAGGAGAAGAACUUUGCCAUUCCAGCUAUCAAUGUCACCUCCUCCUCCACCGUGGUCGCCGCCCUCGAGGCUGCAAAGGUCGCCAAGGCACCAAUCAUCCUCCAGAUGUCCCAGGGUGGUGCCGCCUACUUCUGCGGAAAGGGCAUUGACAACAAGGACCAGAGCGCUUCCAUUGCCGGUGCAAUCGCUGGAGCUCACUACAUUCGCGCUGUCGCACCAUCAUACGGUGUUCCAGUUGUCCUCCACACCGACCACUGCGCAAAGAAGCUCCUUCCUUGGCUCGACGGCAUGCUCGACGCUGAUGAGGCCUGGUUCAAGCAGCACGGCGAGCCACUUUUCUCCUCCCACAUGAUCGAUCUGUCCGAGGAAGCCGUCGAUGAGAACAUCAAGACCACUGCUGCCUACUUGAAGCGCGCUGCACCAAUGAAGCAAUGGCUCGAGAUGGAAAUUGGUAUCACUGGUGGUGAAGAGGAUGGUGUCAACAACGAGGAUGUCGACAACAACUCCCUGUACACUCAGCCAGAGGAUAUCUACGAGAUUUACAAGACCCUUGCACCAAUCUCGCCAUACUUCUCGAUCGCCGCUGGUUUCGGCAACGUUCACGGUGUGUACAAGCCAGGCAACGUUAAGCUGAGGCCAGAGCUCCUUCAGAAGCACCAGAAAUACGUGCAAGAGAAGGAAGGCACCAAGGACGAGAAGCCAGUGUUCCUUGUCUUUCACGGUGGCUCAGGAUCCAGCAAGCAGGACUUCCUCGACGCUAUCAGCUAUGGUGUCGUUAAGGUCAACCUCGAUACCGAUUUGCAAUACGCCUACACCGAGGGUAUCCGUGACUACAUGAUCAAGAAGAAGGACUACGUCAGCUCGCAAGUCGGUAACCCAGACGGCGAGGACAAGCCAAACAAGAAGUACUACGACCCAAGAGUGUGGGUACGCGAGGGUGAGAAGACCAUGACCAAGCGUGUCGCCGUGGCCCUCGAGGAUUUCAACGCUGCGAACCAGCUGUAAAUGUGCUAGGUUUCUGUUGAUGAGCAUUGAAACAGGGUGAAUUUUGAGCGAGUUAAGGCUAGUGCAGAGCAAAAGCUAGUUCUUAGAUGAAUUCAUUGCAUGACAUGACUUGGAUCAGUAG